Messenger RNA from Zophobas morio, 648 nucleotides. Its product is annotated as cytochrome P450 4C1-like. The transcript has 5 exons. The coding region runs from base 1 to 648 and encodes 215 amino acids. Lineage: Eukaryota; Metazoa; Arthropoda; Insecta; Coleoptera; Tenebrionidae. Gene Ontology annotation, molecular function: iron ion binding; oxidoreductase activity, acting on paired donors, with incorporation or reduction of molecular oxygen; heme binding. The record is from RefSeq and is a predicted model, not a curated record.
AUGAUACUAUUCAAAAUUACCCGUGAAGAAAUUUUAGAAGAAACGAGUUUUAUGAUUAUGGCAGCAAGCGAAACGACAGCAAUCACAGUCAACACGGUUUUAAUAAUUUUAGGAAUCUAUCCAGAAAUUCAAGAAAAAGUUUACCAGGAACUUGUUUCAGUUCUGCCACACAUGGGAAAAGAUCCAACUUUGGUGGAGAUCAGUCGUCUGGAUUACCUAGAACGCGUGAUAAAAGAAAGUAUGAGAUUAUAUCCUGCAGUUCCUUUUAUUUCGCGAUUUGCUGACGAAGACAUUAAUUGCGAUCCUUAUGUAUUCCCUGCCGGGUCGAACAUCGUCAUUCCUAUAGUGCAACUGCACAACGAUCCGGAAGUGUGGCCUGAGCCGGAAAAAUUUGAUCCAGAUCGGUUUCUCCCGGAUGAAGUUGCAAAAAGGCAUCGUUGUUCCUACAUUCCUUUCAGCUAUGGUGCCAGAAACUGCAUAGGUUUAAAAUAUGGGAUGAUGUCAGUAACAACAAUGCUUGCGACGAUCCUGAGACGUUUCAAAGUACAAACUCCUGAUUUGAAAUCAUUGAAAGACAUCGAGUGGGAGUAUCUCAUCGUCUUGAAGCCAAAAUAUAGUCGUCUUCUUUUCGAAAAGAGAACAUUUUGA